This is a messenger RNA of Cololabis saira (Pacific saury), 2501 nucleotides long. RefSeq names its product cytochrome P450 2J2-like. The transcript is spliced from 9 exons. The record is from RefSeq and is a predicted model, not a curated record. Bases 103 to 1599 code for a protein of 498 amino acids. Gene Ontology annotation, cellular component: cytoplasm; intracellular membrane-bounded organelle. NCBI's taxonomy places the organism in Eukaryota, Metazoa, Chordata, Actinopteri, Beloniformes, Belonidae. Gene Ontology annotation, molecular function: heme binding; iron ion binding; oxidoreductase activity, acting on paired donors, with incorporation or reduction of molecular oxygen, reduced flavin or flavoprotein as one donor, and incorporation of one atom of oxygen. Gene Ontology annotation, biological process: xenobiotic metabolic process.
GACCGACGGAGACAGUUCACAGUUCUGUUUUGCGUCAUUUUUGUUGUCCGUUUUAAGAUUGAGUCACAUUUCGGAAAGUAAUCAACACAAAGGAGCGAAGUAAUGGAGACAAUAUUCGGUGUUUCAAGCUUUGAUUGGAUAGACAGCAGAAGUAUUUUACUAUUUUUCUUAGUUUUCUUGCUACUGAGCGAUUUUUUGAAGAACAGGGUGCCAUCAAACUUCCCCCCCGGGCCGUGGUCUCUUCCCUUCAUCGGUGACCUGCAUCGGAUCAAACCCAGCAGACUCCACCUGCAGCUCACAGAGCUUGCAGGGAAAUAUGGAAACGUUUUUAGCCUGCGUCUGUUUGGUGGUAGGAUUGUGGUCAUCAAUGGCUACAAACUUGUGAGAGACGCCCUGGUCCAACAAGGAGAAGACUUCAGCGAUCGUCCCAUAGUUCCAGUGUUCCAUGAAAUGGUUGGUAAUAAAGGUAUCGUGAUUUCUAACGGUCAUAAAUGGAAGCAGCAGCGGAGAUUUGCCCUUCAUACACUCAGAAACUUUGGUCUGGGAAAGAAGACGAUGGAGCAAUCCAUUCAGCAGGAGUGCUACUAUCUCACAGAAGCUUUGGCAGAUCAGCAAGGCCAGCCUUUUAACUCCCAGACACUGAUAAACAGUGCAGUAUCUAACAUCAUCUGCUGUUUGGUGUUUGGACGUCGCUACGAGUACACUGACCAGCAGUACCACUCCAUUCUUCAGGACUUCAGCGACCUGGUUUACUUAGAAGGAAGUGUGUGGGCACAGAUUUACAACGUAAUGCCCUGGCUGAUGAAGAGGCUGCCUGGACCUCAUCAGAGGUUGUUCACUUUAACGCAAAGGCUAAUCGGCUACAUUGAAAUAAAGGUGAAAGAACACAGAGAGAACCUUGAUCCUUCAUCACCUAGAGACUACAUCGACUCCUUCCUUAUAGAAAUGGAAGAGAAUCAGGACGAAGAUGCUGGCUUUGAUAUCAACAAUUUGUGUUAUUGCACUCUCGACCUCUUUGGUGCUGGAACUGAAACCACCACUACUACAUUAAACUGGGGAAUGCUGUACAUGAUCUACUAUCCUGACAUACAAGAGAGAGUCCAGGCUGAGAUAGAUGCCGUGAUUGGUUCCUCCAGACAGCCCUCGGUGUCUGACAGAGAAAACCUGCCCUACACCAACGCAGUCAUCCACGAGAUCCAGAGAAUGGGCAACAUCCUCCCCCUCAAUGUGGCUCACAUGACAAGCAAGGACACAACCCUGGAUGGAUACUUGGUCCCAAAGGGCACCAUGGUCCUGCCAACACUGGACUCUGUCCUACAUGAUGAGUCGAUGUGGGAAACCCCGCACACCUUCAACCCUCAACACUUUCUGGACCAGGAUGGUAAAUUUAGGAAGAGAGAAGCUUUCCUACCUUUCUCUGCAGGAAAGCGUGUGUGUCUCGGGGAGCAGCUGGCCAGGAUGGAGUUGUUCCUCUUUUUCACCGCCCUCCUUCAGAGGUUUUCAUUCUCGCCUCCUGCUGGAGAGCAGCCCAGUCUGGAGUUCAAGCUGGGAGGCACUCAUUGUCCCAAACCUUACCGCCUCUGUGCUGCACCACGUUAAGACGUCAACCACCCCAAACCGAGCUCAGUAUGCAUCUGUAUUCCUCCCCAUUUAUAUGGCAUUGUUCUGUUUUAUAUUAGUCUUUUUCUAUAGUAUUAACAUAACUUUGGAUUUUCAGUUCUGUAUUAUUUGACCAAAGUAAUGCUCUGUAUUCCAACAUGCAAUAAAGAGGAGAAAUCAAUAGUAGUUAUGUUUCUGCAGAGUGUAUGUGUGUGUUAUUGUUUGUCUGUUCAUGGCCUGCAAUCAGCUGGUGUCAAGUGUUCACCAGCUGAGAAGACUCGAGCAGGUCGGUGUGAUCCAAAAUGUGAGAAAGCAACUUUAGGUGAUGGAUGGAUGGUUAGUACUGCGUGUUAUUGACAAUUGUAAAACGUGUGUGCGUGUGUGUAUUUGUUGUGGGUUUUAGUCUGAAGUGGCUGGUGUAGUAAAAUAGUUAAGAAAAAAAAUGUACUAGAGGAGUCUGUUCUGUUUCACUGUUUGAAAAUGUUAUUUUGAAACUAAAGUGGAUUCUCAGUUUAUGUGAAGCUUGUGUAGAGGAAAUGAUAAAACUGGGGCUUUCAGCAAAGUUUUAAUCAUCUGCCCUAUUUGCAAAAUUUCUACCACACAAAUUUAAAAAAAAGUCACUAUCUCAUGUUAUUCACCUAAGCUUAACCUUUAGUUCUUAAUAUUUAAGGGGAGUAAUUCUGAAAAUCAUCAGCCGUUAGUCUUGAGUUCUCUUUGAUCUUGACAUCAGCCUGUGUAUGUCACACAUUUGGGUUUUCCCAGAAAGCUUUUGAGGUUACAAGUGGAAAAUAACUUGUGAGAUAAAGUCACAAAAGCAACGGAAGCUUCAGAAAUGUUCACAUUCCCUCAAACCAUCUGACUCUGAAACUACAAUCAACUCAAAUGGAAAAGAGAAAAAUCGU